Rhodamnia argentea is the source of this 1729-nucleotide messenger RNA. Its product is annotated as DNA-repair protein XRCC1. The record is from RefSeq and is a predicted model, not a curated record. Bases 246 to 1451 code for a protein of 401 amino acids. Gene Ontology annotation, molecular function: damaged DNA binding. Lineage: Eukaryota; Viridiplantae; Streptophyta; Magnoliopsida; Myrtales; Myrtaceae. The transcript has 10 exons. Gene Ontology annotation, biological process: double-strand break repair via nonhomologous end joining; single strand break repair; base-excision repair.
ACAUGCAGGGGAAGGAGGGAGGAAGAAAUUGCUUCACUUCACAAAGUGCUGGAUUCAAAUGGAAUCGCUCCUGCUGGUUCUUUGCCCAUGACGCUAAGGCUUUGCCGUCCAGCUUGAGAAACGAUUUCUGUUCCCAAAAGUGACGUCCCCCGCACCACCAUCUUGCUUGCUGCUGCUGCUUUAGAAGAGGGAGGGUGGAAAUUUCAGCGCUUGUUCCCAGGAGAAGCGAGGAGGUGUAUCUAGACAUGCCCAAUUCAAAAACGAGUCCGAGUGAUGAGGGGGACAAGACUGCAAAACGAAGUCUUCCUUCCUGGAUGACUUCCAAACACAAAGGGAGUUCCAGGAAUGGCAAGAAAGCAGCUGGUUCUGGUGAAGAUGAAGACAAUGAAGAAAACGAGAGGCCUGAACAAGACAAAGGGCUUGAUGGAGAACUCAUGAGCAGUACACUGGCCAAGAAAUCUGAAAGCGGCGGGAAACCUUCUUCAUCGAGCUUGGACACCUUGCAAUUUUCCAAAUUUCUGGAGGGCGUGGUUUUUGUCUUAUCGGGUUUCGUCAAUCCAGAGCGCAGUACGUUGCGAUCCCAGGCCCUUGAAAUGGGAGCAGAAUAUCAGCCUGACUGGAACUCUGAUUGCACACUACUAAUUUGUGCUUUUCUGAACACUCCAAAGUUUCGACAAGUCGAGGCAAACAAUGGAACAAUUGUUGCAAAGGAGUGGAUAACGGAGUGCUACACCCAGAGAAAACUAGUCGACAUCGAAAGCUAUUUAAUGCAUGCUGGAAAACCAUGGAGAAGGAGUAUUUCAGAUAAAUCUGGCAGAGGUUCAGAGAUUUCACCAAGUAGAGGUUAUUGUAAGCACGUUGAGAAAAGAUCACAGUCCAGACAAUCAACUGCUGCCUCCUCCAAGAAGGCUAGUUCUAAUGUUACUGAGGACUUAUUGAUUCCUUCAAAAGUGAAGAGCUGGGCUAUUAUUGAUCUGAGCAGAACAACCACAUGGCUGGAAAGUCAAGAAGAAAAGCCUCCAGCAGAUGAGAUAAAGAAAAUAGCAGCUGAAGGGAUAUUAACUUGCUUACAAGAUGCAGUUGAUGCCCUUGAGCAAAAUCAGGAUGUCCAACGAAUUAUUGAACAGUGGAACAUCGUUCCUCGCGUGGUGGAGGAGCUGAUUAAGCUUGAGGGGUCUGGAAAUACUGCUACUUCUAUCUCAAAUGCAAAUCUCCACAGAAAGGCCGUGGACUGUAAGCAAAUUUAUGAAGCAGAAUACAGUCAUUUGGAACAUGAUGCUUCAAUGAAGCGAAAGAAGCCUAGCACUGAUGAUCGGAAAUCCAAAGGGAAAAAGGAAGCCAUCUCUGCUGAUGCAGCGGCUGGAUACGAGAGCGACGAGACCAUCGAAAUGACCGAAGAAGAAAUAGAACUCGCAUACAACACAGUGGCUGCUGAAGUUCCAGAAUUUUGAGUAUUAACUGGAUCUGGUUUGUUUUAAUGGUGUAGAUUUUGCGACUAAUAGCUAGCUACAUCGUAUUUAGUGGCAAGUUUCGCCUUAUUCUAGGUUUGCUAGCAGCUGUCUCCUUCCUUCCCGAAUGGUAAAUUUCUGUUGAAGGUGUUCUCAGUUAAGAAGUCUCUCUACAUGCUGAAACAGCAUGAUGCAGCAUAAGUGAUAUUAGGAUUCAAUCGGACUAAUUGCCGAUUCGAGCUCCAUUGUUAGCUUCAGCCUUAUUGAAGAUGACCUAUCUA